This is a messenger RNA of Symbiodinium sp. CCMP2456, 1886 nucleotides long. Lineage: Eukaryota; Dinophyceae; Suessiales; Symbiodiniaceae. The record is from the annotation of a GenBank genome assembly.
GUUCCAAAGAAGUGCCGAUGCAUUACACCGAGUACGUGAAGUGGGCGGAGAAAAACAAAGGCCUGGAUGCAGAGGCCGCCCUCGCCCAAUGGAAGGAGUACGAGAAGAGUGAAGACAUCGAACGCGACGAACUGGGGCCAGCCCAUUCGAAGCUACGAUUGUUUGUUCCAACAAAGGAUUACAUUCUCCGUGAAGACAUCAGCGGCUAUUCCAAGGAGCGAGAGCUGCUGUCAAAGGCGAAAAAGAACCCGAAGGAUGCCGACAUCGACGGUGCGGAUGAGCAGAUGAAUGCCGGGGCACCACGAUGGUCGGAUGAGCACUUCAGGAUCAAUGGCAUCAGCGGUGGCACUCGCAACAGCUUCCUGUUUCAGUCCGGACAAGCUGGCGCCUCGAGCAAGCCAGUGUUCCAGGAGACCCCCACCAAGGACCCCAAGUUUGAGAAGGAGGACGACCCGAGAAAACAAGAGAAAGAUGCCAGGGGCCUUGCGAGAAAACGUAGCAAGAAGUACGAGGAGCUGCAGAAAGCGUUGGGGCGUUCCGACGACGACUGCAAGAAGGCGUUGACGGAGGGAUAUGUCAAGAUCGUAGCGUUCAAGGAGCAGAACCAAGAGGACCUUGACUCCUACCAGCACUUUCUCAAUCUUGCCGAGGUGAAGCUUCGGGCUCUGGGGUCUCUUAUUGGCCAGGCUGGGGAUGGCUCAAAAGCUGUGACCUUGCAGGACCUGAAGGCGGGGCUUAGCGAGGAGGAGCUGACCUACCUCCCCGUAAGUUUGGAUCAUCUGUUGCAGGUCGAUGCUGUGAAGAAGAAGUUGCAGAGGCUGUUGACGCGCACGACGAUGGAUGACGUGGAGGUGCUGAGGAAAGAGAUCAGCGCCGACAUCAAUCAGAUCCGGACUUUGUGCUCAGCAUUCAAAAGCAGUGUCAAUGACUUGCUCACGGCAAAGACAUCGCGAAUUCGCGACCAGGCUCGGGCCGAGCAGCGGGAGAAGCGAAAGGCCGACAGCCAACCGCUCCGAGAUGCCAAGAAGACCAAGAAGGAGACGGAUGAUGCAGCAUUGGCAAAUCGAGCCCAGGAAGCAGGCCAAGGUCGUCGCAUUGAUCUGCUGGAUGCGAAGUACUUGACUUCCGUUCCCAGCAGAACUGAGCCUCUCGGCAAGGACGACUGGAAGAAACCAUGGUACUUCAAGGAGGUUGCCGAGGCUCCCGAGCUGAAGAUCCACGUGGAGAGUGAGGCAUUCCAGACGGAUCUCCGCAUGUUCAAGAAGCUGUACAAAAGUUCGCCUGUGUACGAGAGGACCGGCCGUGCACAAUGCCCAACCCGGCCGAAGGAGGUUGCCGAAUCGAUCAGGAAGUUCCUCAUCAAAUGCGGGUACCCGAUGCAGGAUGAAAAGAUUGCGUCAGCAUCCUCGACUAAAUCCGGAGACAUGGUCAGCACGUUCGCGAUGCGUGAGAACCUCACCUUCGUUGCGAGCGAGUUUGAGUGCAUGGGGCAGCUCAGGUUGUUGCUCGAGGGCAGUCGCCAGGUGAUCAUGAUAGCGGCGGCGGAGCUAUUGGACUUGGCCAAAGGCUUGGGCAAGAACAUCGGAUCUGAUGAGGCUGCCUACCAGUACUUCCGUUCGUUGUCAGCGUCUGAGUUGGACAAAAGCGACCCGAAGCCGACCAUCUACUCAGCUGAGACGAAGACGGGGGACAUGCUCUUCACCCCGGCAGGCUACAUUGUGGCCGACGUCACCAAAGACACAUGUUGCAUGGGUCUGAGAACGACUGUGCUGUCAAAGAACGACAUCUUGGACGGCAACGUGGAAAGAUUGCUUGCGUUGUCAUCGCAGUCAGGCGGCCGCAAAAAUGCAGAGGCCUUUGUGGAAGCCGCCAAGGCAUUGCCGUAG